CCACUUGGGUUUUGUUCAAUUUGUUCAAUCUGUUCUGGUGUGAGUGGCUUAGCCACUAGCUACGUUAGCUUAGCUUUGAGAGUGACGGUAUGAAGCAUUUUCCAAAGUUAUGUGCAGAGAAAUUAAACUUUAAAAAUGACUCAGGCCCGUAUAGUUUUCUCUAAGUUUUUAACCUAGACAUGCAAACACAUACCCGCAUUCAAAUAAACCCUGGCGCGGUGGCCUAUUUUAGCUCACUUUGUUAGCAAUGGAAUUGAAAGUUCUUUGUGCAGCUUACAUGGCUGUAAUACGAUUUCUAUUGCAGUUCGCCGAAGAGCCCCCAUCAUCCGGACACCGUGUAGACAUGGUAGAGCCAUCAGCACGCGACUUUGCAUCCCUAGAAGAGGAGCUGAGCUUUUGGAAGGAGCAGGCACACAGACAACAACAGAGGGCAGACGAGUCUCAGGAGGAGCUGCAGGAGUUUCAACAGAUGAGCAGAGACUACGAAGCAGAACUGGAGACGGAGCUGAAGCAGUGUGAGGGUCGAAACAAAGAAUUGCUUUUAGACAACAACCGACUUCGCAGGGAACUAGAAAACAUGAAGGAGAAAUUUGAGACGCAGCACUCAGAGGCUCUGAGGCACAUCUCAACUUUGGAGGAAGAUCUGGCAGAAACCAGUGCCAUCAGAGAUCACCUGCAGAAAUACAUCAGAGAGCUGGAACAGUCCAACGAUGAUCUGGAGAGGACCAAAAGGGCGACCAUCAUGUCCCUUGAGGACUUUGAGCAGCGCAUGAACCAAGUCAUUGAAAGAAAUGCUUUCCUUGAGAGCGAGCUGGACGAGAAGGAAAAUCUCCUGGAGUCUGUGCAGAGACUCAAGGAUGAAGCGAGAGACCUUCGUCAGGAGCUAGCCGUACGUCAGAAGGAAAGACGUCCAUCCAGCAGCCUCGGCAAAGACGGCGAUCGACCUGAUCUGUCAUGUCCAUCCUUCCCAGUGACGCCUUCUAAACCUCUCAACUCAUAUGCCACACCUCCGGCUUCUGCUAUACGACGAGGUGACGGACUAACAGGGACUCCUCUCACCACAUCUGCCAGAAUAUCUGCACUUAACAUCGUUGGGGAGCUGCUAAGAAAAGUUGGAAACUUGGAGUCCAAAUUAGCUUCCUGUCGAGACUUUGUCUAUGACACGUCUGUAAACAGAGCAGCACUCCAAGCUGCCCCGGGGUUUCCUGCUGGUUUGGAAGGUAGCCCUGCCGUCCCGGCUGCCAGUCUGAGCUCCCCUCCACAGUAUGAUAGUUUAGUGAAGAGGUUGGAGUUUGGACCUGCUCCUCCGAGAGGAUCUUCACAAGGGGCACAGUCUCCACAGGGAGGAGUUAAAAUCCUGUUGUGAGACGAGCAAAAGAUGAGCUGUCCUCUUUCACCGAUCUCAAUAACUCCUCCUUUCCCCCUUUCUCCAUGAUAAACUACAGCAAUGGGACUUUUCCAGUGAGCUACGUCUGUCAUUGACCCAACUGACCCGCUCCAACAAGCAAACCACUGUGUUCACUUCUUGAUCAACGCACAGACUCCAGCUGCCUGGGGCUAGAAUCAUAGCAUAUCUGUCACAUAAAGCAGCACUACAGCUUGUGUAACACCAAGACAGGAAGUGACUGCUGUAAAACACUGACAACUGCUUCUGAUAUGUCGUACCUUAAAAGAAGAAGAACCCUCUCUGAUAAACCAGAUAAAACACCUUCAGGAUUUGAGGACAAUUUUCUUCCCAGAAUAUAUACGGAGUGCAGCUCCUGCACUUGCUCUUUCUUUUUCAGUUAGCUGAAGAAUAGAAUGAAAAGUAGAACAGGUUAUUUUUACCAUGCAAAAACCAAUCCUGUAGCAGAGACCAAGAGACUAGUGUUAGGAGAUGAUCAUGUCUGUGACCAAGUGUAACCUCAGGCUAAUGUUACUGUCUGUGUAUAUAUAUAUAUAUAUUGAUAUACAGUAUGUGUUUAUGUAGAGUUAAUGCAAACAAAUGGAUUUGUACUAUAUUUUAUUUCCAGAAUCAAUAAGUGAUAUUGAUAAAAGAACUGGUAGAUUCUUAUUCAUUCCCAUCCCUGGCUGGGAGACAGACGUAGAAGCACUUAGAUUGUGCAUUAGGUCAUUACAAAAGUUAUUGUAAGGCUAUGAUGGAAAAAGAAAUGGUGAUGAGGCAACACUUGGUGACAUCAAGUUCUUACUGUGACUCCCAGGGUUCAUGGUCGCCUCUGGAACAGAGAAGGGUUUACAUUAUCCAGUUUGGUGAAACCAAAUGUGUGAGUUUUAAUAAUCUCAGAAGGGACAUUUACUAAGACUAGUCUUCAGAGACUCACAGAAAACCUGACACCUGUGAAUGGACUCUUCGUCCUACUUGACGUCACUCUUGAGUUGAGUUGACCUCAGACUCUGACUCAGAUAUCUGACAUGCUCACCAGUGUCUGAUGAUUCUCAUCACUCUGUCCAAACAUUUCUCACAGUGGACAGAACUGCACUGGAGCAUAACUAAUGGACGGUGGGACUGGGAGAACAUUAGCUUCAUCUCAUGGACAUUUACCGUAGUGACUAAAUACUACUCAUAAAGCACCGUGCUUGACAGUCGAGCUAUGACCUUUGACCUUUCUCAUACCAACACACCAUUUGUGACCGUCAUCUUAAACCCCUGUGUAACUGAGUGUCUGCCUUCAACAACUGAGGAACUGAACCCAAUGUUUCUGUUGGUCUGCUGCUGAUUUUUUUUUUCUACUAAUCUUUACCAAUGUGUGAAAUGUUGCUGAAAUUCAAACUUUCAAACACAACAUUAAACAUUAAAAAGAUGAAACCAAAGGUUUUUUUUAUUGUCUUUAUUUAUUGUGCAGGUGGUUCAAAAAUGAAUAGAAGUGAAUGGUGUCCUGUAAACUUCAGUAGAAUACAGGCAGGGGCUGUACGUAACCGGGGACAUUUGAACAUGUAAAGAAAUGGGUGCCUCAAAGUUUCAAUUCAACAGUUUAUAGUUGAAGAAA
Cynoglossus semilaevis (tongue sole) is the source of this 2987-nucleotide messenger RNA. RefSeq names its product nudE neurodevelopment protein 1 (gene nde1). Gene Ontology annotation, biological process: chromosome segregation; mitotic centrosome separation; vesicle transport along microtubule. The coding region runs from base 248 to 1366 and encodes 372 amino acids. The record is from RefSeq and is a predicted model, not a curated record. Lineage: Eukaryota; Metazoa; Chordata; Actinopteri; Pleuronectiformes; Cynoglossidae. Gene Ontology annotation, molecular function: microtubule binding. The transcript is spliced from 8 exons. Gene Ontology annotation, cellular component: centrosome; kinesin complex; kinetochore.